Molecule: messenger RNA, 5503 nt
Organism: Lacerta agilis (Sand lizard)
Lineage: Eukaryota; Metazoa; Chordata; Lepidosauria; Squamata; Lacertidae
Gene: HMGXB3
Product: HMG-box containing 3
Exons: 20
Coding region: 107-4075 (1322 amino acids)
Source: RefSeq, a predicted model, not a curated record
CUUGCGAGGCGUAAGCGAAGCGGCCUGGCCGUGGCUGCCCGGUAUGCGAGGACGGCGGGGGCUCUUCUCCGCUGGGGUAUGACCGGCUCGUCCCGCGCCACCAACAAUGGAAGCCCCAUAUGAUGGCAGUGAAGUUACUGUAGUAAUGGAGGAAAUAGAAAGCACAUACACCUUUGCUUCUCCGGUGCCAUCUAAAAAGAAGAAGAAAUAUAGAAGUCCUGGAGAUCAAGGAGAAAAGACUAAGAAGCCCAGAUCUGCGUACCUUCUAUAUUAUUAUGACAUAUACCUGAAAGUUCAGCAGGAGCUUCCACAUCUUCCCCAGUCUGAAAUUAACAAGAAGAUCAGUGAGAGUUGGAAGCUGCUCAGUGUGGCUGAGAAGAGUUAUUAUUUGGAGAAGGCCAAAUUAGAAAAAGAAGGUCUAGAUCCGAACGCAAAGUUGUCUUCCCUGACUGCUGUGGUUCCAGACAUUCCAGGUUUCCGUAAAAUCCUCCCGCGUUCAGAUUACAUAAUUAUCCCCAAAGGCUCUCUCCAGGAGGAGAGAAGCAAGCAGCACUUGGAACUCUGCGUCACCCAGGGCCAAACAGCAUCAGAAGGACUGACAGCUUCUACCAAUGUCACAGGUGUUUCCCACAGCACCGUGCAGAACAUCCUCUCUGUAGAUUCCAGCCACAUUGGCAUUUCUGAGCAGUGCAUUGCCAUUGAAGGGGUUUCAGAAGACCCAGCCUCAUUUGUUCAGUCAGACACAAUAGAAGAAGUUGUUGCAUCGGAGAUCUUGUCUCAUUAUGUCAGACCUGCUGCACACAAAGGGGCUGGAGAUGUUCUCCUGGAUGAAGCCUCUUUGGAAGUAAGCGAUGGCUAUCCCUAUCAAGCAGCUAGCGUGGUUAUUGAAGAGACCCUGGUAAACAGUUCAGAUGCCUCCAAUGGGGGCAUUGCUGUGGCCCAACCACAGUCUUCAGAGGGUCUCUCUGUUGUAGCUGUGGUGACCAGAAGAGACAGAGAAGAAAGUAAUUCGUCAACGCCUACUGCACAGUUCAUUAUGCUACCUCUGCCAGCCCAUUCUGCUUUGGAAAAUCCAACGUCAAUCAAACUGACAACUACCUACACCCGCAGAGGGCAUGGGAAUUGCACCAACCCAGGUUGUACAUUCACAUACGUGACCAGACACAAGCCACCCAAAUGCCCAAUGUGUGGGAACUUUCUGGGAGGCAAAUGGAUCCCAAAGGAGAAGCAGCCUAAAGGCAAAACUGAGCCAACUUCUGGUGUGCCUGUAAAAACAUUGGGGCCCAAAAAAAGUCAGCAGUCAUUAGCCUUAGGACAGGCUGUGGUUCACGACAGUGCCUCCAAAUCUAUGCUUGAGAGCUCCGAAGCAGUUACUCAGCUUCUAAAUGCUGCCACUUCUGGGCAGCAGGUGCAGGAAACGGAAUGGGAAGAAGUGAUCAUCUCGGAGGCUCACAUCCUUGCAAACAACAUGCAGCCAGAGGAGCAAGGAAACGCCACGACUGUUAUUCAACUUCAAGAGGGCAUUGUACAGGCGGAGCCUUUAUUAGAACAGAAGGACAGGGAGAAUGAAGGGCUGGAGGCACAGGCAUUGGUGGAGGUAGUGAGUGCUGCCAGCUCCCUUUCAAAUCCAGCUUCUGCCACGAAACAUCCAACAGGAGCUGAUGCUCUUGGCACUGCAACCAAAGGGCAGGAGCAGAAGAGCAAAGCCAAGCCCAAGCCUUCUUUGCUGGCCGCAGCAAGACCCACGAGGGCAAUUUUGCCUGCUCCUGUCAGUGUGGCAAGAGAAACCAACACAGAGCAGCCCACUUGCAGGCAGCCAUUUACAAACAACGAAAAAAACUCCUGUGUAAGAAUCUCAGGACUGAAGCCUAGCACUCUGAAGCAGCUGGGCCAGUCUCCCCUGCAACCACCCAGUGCUGAAGAGCACAAGCUCCGUGGCAGCACAGACAGCUCAGCAUCUCACGUCAAAGUGGUGGAGGUCAAACCAGAUGUAUUCCCUUCCUAUAAGUACAGCUGCACUGUAACCUUGGACUUGGGGUUGGCCACUUCACGUGGCCGAGGGAAGUGUAAGAAUCCUGCUUGCAGUUACGUAUACACUAAUCGGCACAAACCAAGGAUCUGUCCCAGCUGUGGCUACAAUCUUGCCAAAGACAGGGCUGAGAAAACAGCAAAAUCCCUGGAGGUCACCUCUAGCCCUGCAGAUGUGCUGAACACCAGUGAGCCUCUAAUUCAGUCCCAAAAAGAAGUCCAGCGUCAGUCCACCUUACAGCUUCUUCGCAAAGUAAUACAGAUACCGGAGAACGAAUCAGAGCUGGCUGAUGUUUUUGCACUGAUUCAUGAACUCAAUAGUUCGCGGCUCAUCCUGUCCAAUAUGAACGAGGAGACGGUCACCAUCGAGCAGACCUCUUGGUCAAACUAUUACGAGUUUCCAUCAUCCCAGUGCCUUCUCUGUAGCAGCCCUUUGUUCAAAGGAGGACCAAAUUCUCUUGCGGGUCCUCAAGAGUGUUGGCUGUUGACAGCUAAUCGGCUGCAGGUGGUCACUGCUCAGCUCAAGGUGUGCGUGAAUGUGCAGUGCUUGGCCCUCCACAGCUUCAAUGAUAUAUACACCGGCUUGUUUAAUGUGGGCAACAAGCUUUUAGUGAGCCUGGACCUUCUGUUUACAAUAAGAAAUCAUAUUAAACUUGGAGAGGAUCCUAAAGUGGCAGUCAGCAGCAUCUUGGAAUCGGUGCAGGAGCAGACCGAGAGAAACCUGAGCACCGAGGAGCUAACUCAGCUCGAGGAACUGCUAUGUAAUGGCUAUUGGGCCUUUGAGUGCCUCACUGUCCGAGACUACAAUGAUAUGAUCUGUGGAGUUUGUGGCAUCGCACCCAAAGUUGAAGUAGCCCAGAGGAAUGUGGAAAAUGUUUUGCUACUGAAAAAUAUUGAGUUUACUUGGCCAGAAUUCUUGGCAUCUAGUGAAGUAAACGUGGAAGACUUUUGGUCCACCAUGGAGACGGAAGUGAUAGAGCAGGUGGCAUUCCCCUCCAGCAUCCCAAUCACAAAGUUUGAUGCCUCUAUCAUCUCUCCCUUCUUCCCACCACUGAUGAGGGGCACCGUGGUUGUCAACACAGAGAGAGAGAAGAACCUCGAAGCACAUAUAAUGCCAGGUAAUGCAAGUGCUCUAGUGAGGCUGAUUCAGGACGAAACCUGUAAAAUGGAGCAGAUUGGCUCAUACAGUGAGGAAGAAUUGCAGAAUUUCUUGACCCAGUGCAGCAUUCCCUGGGAGGCAGAGGACUCAAAGGAGCAGCUGUGUCUUUCUCUUCUGGCUCUGUAUGAUUUUGUACAGAAUGGGACACAGGUCAGUCAGCCCCCUGCACACUUCACUGGAGGGAAAGUCUACAAAGUCUGUCCACACCAGGUUGUGUGUGGCUCAAAAUACAUUGUGAGGGGGGAAAGCCCCCGGGACCACGUGGACCUCCUGGCCUCUUCACGCCACUGGCCACCAGUCUAUGUGGUAGACUUGGCCUCCUCUGUGGCAUUGUGUGCAGAUAUCUGCUAUCCUGACUUGACUUCUCAGAUGUGGGGGAGGAACCAGGGCUGCUUCUCUGAUCCCAUGGAGCCAUUAAAGUUUGUGUCUUGCCCAGAACUUCUUGACAGACACUACAAUGUAGAUAUGACCAGUGCUGAACAUUCCAUUCAGCAUCCCGUCACCAAAUCAGCGUCUCGACGAGUAGUUCACACCGGGACAGAGCAGAGCACCCAGGGGGACGCAACAGCUCAGUACCGUUCCCUCUCCGUUUGCCGGGAACUGGAACCCUACGGUGCUAUCAUUACAGCCAUCAAUGACAGCAAAACCAAUAACGUCCAUCAGAGGCCUAUAACCUUUGACAACGCAACGCACUAUUAUCUUUAUAAUCGCCUGAUGGAUUUCCUCUCCAGCCGUGAGAUUGUGAACAAACAGAUUCAUGAGAUUGUACAAAGCUGCCAGCCAGGUGAGGUGGUGAUCCGGGAUACUUUGUACCGCCUAGGUGUGGCCCAGAUCAAGACGGAAAUGGAUGAAGAUGAGGAGAUCCAAGGGGAGGAUGGUGUUGCAUAAUAUAACAUGGUCUGAGGUGUUCAUCUUAGCCAUAGGAAAGAGAGCUAGGCUGCAGAUACUCUGGGCAGCUGUCACUCAGAUACGCCCCAGGCCUGAGCAGCUUUGACAGCUUAUGCUGACCAAAGAGUUGUGUGCUUCCAUUAAAAUCUGGAUUGGGUUUUUGAUCUGCAGACCAGCUAGCUGAAAAGGGGCAGAUUUCUCCUCCCCAGGAGCUACUUGGAAUUCCUAAGCCCGCUGGGAUAGCGUGCUGGAAGGGAGAAGACAAAGGGUUUCCAGUGGCCUGAAAUUUGCAGGAAUGGAUUUGCAGAGGAUCAUCAAACCUGUUUUUUGAAGUGUUGUAUGUUGCUGGGUGUCAGGAUCAAAACAGGAGACGACAGGGAGCCGCAAGCUUGUGUGACUCUCCCAGUAUUAUACCCUGAAGUGGGUGACCAUAAUAGAUCAAUGAGCAUUUGGAGCCCCAGCUGCUACUUGGUUCCGUUCUGAAAAGACUUGAACUUAGACUGACUUUCAGCGCCCGUCAGUGUUUGAAGGGGUGAGAGCAUAUCUGCUCCUCUAACUCAUUCUGGCUCUACCUGAGAAGCUUCUGUGUUUAUUUAGUGGUUGAAAUCCAGAGUGAGCUGAAGUUUGAAUGGCUUCGUGCAUUAAGGUAAGAGCUGGUCUGCCGUAGGUUAUAAUUAUCCUGGCUAGCAUAGUUAUUAUAAAGGUUCUUCAGGGAUUUCUGUGUUUUGGAUGAAGCAUCUGGACUAUUGAUCAGGAGAGGAUUUUCAGGCACUUUACAUCCUAUCCAUAGACUUGAUAGAAGAUUGUCUGUUGCUAUGUCUAGUAACAUUAUAAAGAGUAUUUGUGCAUUGGUAGUGGGAUUCAGUGAACACAACCCAACAAGAGAUGCUUUUAUUAUUUCCCCAGCUGAUACCUGUUAGGGAAGGUGUGCAACACUUACUGCCUGGGCUCUUUGCAAACUAGUAUGUAUGCUCCAUUUCCAACAUUUACAAAACUGACUUGGGCGAAUUUAAUAUGGUUAUAUUCACUCCAACACUUCGUCUUGAGGAGACCAGCAUUCUUCCUCCUGUGUAAUACAUUGAACUGUGGUGUGUAAACUCUUUGUAUUAUUACCCACUGAUUCCCAUUCACUCUUGCCCAUCCAUAAAUCUGGAAAGUGAAAAUGGAUUUCCACUAUAGCUGAAAGCAGGAAAUUCUGGAACAUGGGGGAAGAGUUUCCACUGUUUUACUCAGAUUUGUGGUGUGGUUUUAAAAACUUCCUUCUGUGAAGGAUUCUAGUGUGUAUUGUGCUGUAAAACAAACCACCACCAUAAUGAAUUUUCAAGCAAAGCUUGUGAUUUGCUGUUAAUGCUAAUUUAUGAAAGACACUUUUACAGUCAGUGAAAACUUUAAUAAAUUAUCUCUUCCAGUGUUUGGAGGGUGAAACUA